Molecule: messenger RNA, 6619 nt
Organism: Mya arenaria
Lineage: Eukaryota; Metazoa; Mollusca; Bivalvia; Myida; Myidae
Product: putative aminopeptidase-2
Exons: 42
Coding region: 141-5891 (1916 amino acids)
Biological process (GO): peptide catabolic process; proteolysis
Cellular component (GO): cytoplasm
Molecular function (GO): metalloaminopeptidase activity; peptide binding; zinc ion binding
Source: RefSeq, a predicted model, not a curated record
UCCAUUUCAUUAAUGUCGGCACUGAUAGCGGCGCUUUUGGAGUAUCUUUAAUAAGCGGAUAUCUAUUCAUUCCUAUCGGCAGUAGCAACUCAAGCAUAACUUCUCAGUCACCAGUAGCAGCAGGUGGUGACUUUCGUGACAUGUCAAAGUACAAGUUCUCUGACGCUGUCAACGGAGAAGGAACAUCUGGUGCGAUGGGUAGCGGUAAAGGUGACGGAUGCUACGUUAAAACGGCAACGGGUUUCCUAAUCGGGUUUUUUGCAAUUACGAUAGCCGUUGGAGUCGGGUUAAUCGUGCACUUUGCUGAAAAUCGCAAAAUCGAGUGCGUCUUUCCAGAUCAAACUUCUGUCAAUGGUGGAUCGAAUGCUCAAGCUGUCCAAUGCCCGGAGCCUCCAACACCAACGCCAUGCCCGGUUUGUGCUGACAAGAUAUGUCCGACCUGCCCUGCACAGAAUCCUCUGACCAGCAGAGCGUGUCCACCAUGUCCAACACAACCAACAUCAGGUCCUCUGCCCACGGCAACGACCCGGACACCUCCACCCGUUACUGCAAAGCCAACAAGAAGCGUUAGACUGCCAACAGAUCUUAUUCCAUUGCAUUACGACCUUGCUCUCAAGCCGAAUAUGUAUGAUCCCGAUCCAACUAAAUUUACAUUUGAUGGGACCGUGUCCAUUAACCUGCAUUGUAACCAACAAACAAAUAAAGUUAUACUUCAUAGCAACAUGAUAAAUAUCACAAGUAUACCCCAAUUCACUGGACCACAAGGCUCCACUCUUCGAUAUUCAAUAUGGGAAGAAGACAAAGACCUCCAACAACUGGUCAUCCACCUAAAUGGCUAUACAGUCAAGGGCCAAAACUACACAUUAAGACUUCAGUUUACUGGUCCUUUAACAGAUGACCUCAUGGGAUUCUAUCUGAGUAGCUACAAGGAUGGCAACGAAACAGUGUACGUAGCCACUACCCAGAUGGAGCCUACUGACGCCCGCAAAGCGUUUCCGUGUUUUGACGAGCCUGCUAUGAAAGCAACUUUUAAAGUUACAUUGACAAGAAAGAAUACAAUGAUGUCGUUGUCAAAUAUGCCACUCGAAAGGAGCGUUCAUAAAGCAGAUAAUAUGGUAGACGAUAUAUAUCAAACCUCUUUGCAAAUGUCAACAUACCUGCUUGCAUUUGUUGUUGGUCAGUUCAAGAACACACAAGGAACGACAUCUAAUGGUCUUAUAUAUGGAGCCUGGGCUCGACCACAAUCUGUGGAGCAAACUAAAGUUGCACUGGAUGUAGGCACUCAGACUAUUGUCAACUAUGAGAACUAUUUUGAUAUUGCAUUUCCGCUUCCAAAGCAAGAUAUGAUUGCUAUUCCUGAUUUUGGCCUUGGAGCCAUGGAAAACUGGGGAUUAAUAACAUACCGAGAGACCGCCAUGUUGUACAAUUCUGUCGUAUCGUCCGAAGCCAACAAGCAAAGGGUCACCACCGUUAUCACCCAUGAGCUUGCACAUCAGUGGUUUGGGGACCUGGUUACCAUGGAUUGGUGGGACGAUAUUUGGUUGAACGAGGGAUUUGCAACGUUUGUCGAGUACAUGGGAGCUGACAUGAUACACCCAGACUGGCAAAUGUGGGAGCAGUUCAUCUAUGAUGAAUUACAUUUGGCUCUGGAGCUAGAUUCGCUCGUUUCCUCUCAUCCUAUAUACGUGCCUGUAAACGAUCCUGUGGAGAUACAUGAGAUAUUUGACACCAUCUCCUAUUCAAAGGGAGGAUCAGUCAUUAGGAUGAUGCGAUACAUCCUUGGUGAGGAGACAUUCAGACAAGGACUUACGAAGUACCUGAAUAGUCACAAAUACGCAAACGCAAAUCACGAUGACCUAUGGGAAGCCUUGCAUGAACAAUCCAGGAUAGAUGGUAAAGUCACAGAUGUUAAAGGUAUAAUGGACACAUGGACACUCCAAAUGAACUACCCAGUAGUAAUGGUGACGACCAAUGGCAGUCAGCUUAGAUUCCAGCAGUCGAGAUUUCUAAAGAAUUCGGCGGCAAAUGACACUGGAAAAUAUCCAUCACCGUUUAACUACCGAUGGAGGAUUCCUAUAACUUACACGACAAGCAAAGCACCAACCUUUGCCGAAAACAUUUCCUACACAUGGCUUGAUCAAGAAUUCGCUGAUGUAACGAUAACUCCUAUGAACGAUGGUGACUGGGUUUUGGUAAAUGUAAAUCAGUAUGGUGUCUACCGCGUGAACUACGCUGCCUCUAACUGGAAUGCGUUGGUGAAGCAACUCAAAGCAAAACACGAGGUUAUAUCUACAAUUAAUAGAGCACAGAUUAUUAACGACGCCUGGAGUCUUUCGAAAGCUGGUCAGUUAAGCACAGAAAUUGCGUUGAGUACCUUGGAGUAUUUGGACCAAGAGAUGGACUAUGUUGUUUGGGCGGCUGCAGAAGACCAAAUUACAUAUUUGGAUGAUAUGUUGAAGAAUACUGAUCUAUAUGGAAGUUUUAAGUCCUUCAUGCUGUCAAAAUUGAGCGGUCCUUUCCAACACUAUGGACUUGAUGACACAAAUGCAACUCAUAUUGAAUCUCUAACACGUAGCAAGAUUGCUGGACUUGCCUGCUCAUACGGACUGCAAGAAUGUGUGAAUGAAGCUGUCAGACUGUUUGAACAAUGGAUGGAUAAUCCAGAUAGGAAUCCGAUAGAUCCUGACCUACGGCUUCCCGUCUAUUGCACGGCUAUUGCCGAAGGUGGAAGUCAAGAAUGGGACUUUGCCUUUGAGAUGUUCAAAUCUGCAACUGUAGCAACAGAGAAAGUUACGCUUUCACAUGCGUUAGCUUGCACAAGCGAACCAUGGCUUCUUAGCAGAUAUUUAGAGCUGAGCAUCACCCCGGAAGUUGUGAGGAAACAAGAUGCAACUAAGGUCUUGGUCUACAUUGGUCAAAACCCCAUUGGACAACUGCUAACAUGGGACUUUGUUAGAGGAGAAUGGGAUUACCUCCAAAAUACAUAUGGUAAAGGCGUGUUUUCUUUUACGAGUCUUAUCAGAGGACUGACUUCCUCCUUUAACACAGAAUUCCAGCUUUCUCAGCUGCAGCAGUUCCAAAUGCAACAUCCAGAUAUGGGAACAGGGAAUAGAGCUUUCCAGCAAGCUAUGGAAAACACUGAAACAAAUAUUAAAUGGAUGGCACUGAACAAAAAUGCAAUUUCAAGUUGGCUUGACAAUGUCGGUGUUACCCUUGAAACCCGGGUCAAGGACGUUCGCCUUCCUACACAUUUGGUUCCCGAUCUUUAUGAUAUUGUAUUGCAACCGAACAUGUAUAGCGGCGAUCCGGAAAGUUUCACAUUUGAUGGAUAUGUUAAAAUACACAUGACCGCAAAUUCUACUGGGCGUAAUGUUACUGUACAUGCGAACAAGCUUAAUAUACAAGAAGGAUCUAUUAAAUUUGGCAAGAAAGACGGAUCGAGUGGGCCGAGCUACAGAAAUCUCAGAGAAACGGACAAGCAGCGACAGUUUGAGAUAUUCUUCCUUGAUCAAGACGUUAUUGCCGGACAGGAAUAUUUUAUUGAGAUGAACUUCACGGGUCCACUGAUAGGGGAUCUUGCAGGCCUUUAUCUCAGUCAAUACAAACGAGGAAACGAGACUGUAUACAUUGCGACAUCACAGAUGGAGCCGACGGAUGCUCGAAAGUCGUUUCCGUGUUUCGACGAACCUAAUAUCAAGGCUAAAUUUAAUGUAAAGUUAGUCAGACAUAGCAGCAUGAAAUCGAUAUCAAACAUGCCUAUCAUCAGUAACUUCACACUAGGAGACGGAAUGGUGGUAGAUGUCUUCGAUACCUCGGCCAAGAUGUCUACAUACUUGCUAGCUUUUAUUGUCUGUGAUUUUGAGUAUAUAGAGGGCAAAACAGCAAAGGGAACAAGGUAUCGGGCGUGGGCAAGACCAGAAUCCAUUGAGCAAGCAAAAGUUGCGCUUGAAGUCGGCGUUAAGAUCCUUUCUCACUAUGAAGAUUACUUCGGAGAAGACUUCCCGCUACCAAAACAAGAUAUGAUAGCCGUGCCUGAUUUUUCUGCUGGUGCCAUGGAAAACUGGGGACUUAUUACCUACCGGGAGACGGCCAUGUUGUACGAACCAGGAGUAUCGUCAGAAGGCAACCUACAGAGAGUUAAUGUCGUCAUAGCUCACGAGUUGGCGCACCAGUGGUUUGGAGACCUGGUGACAAUGGAUUGGUGGGAUGACUUGUGGCUGAACGAGGGAUUUGCUAGCUUUGUGGAAUACAUGGGCACCGACUUCGUUCAUCCUGACUGGAAAAUGUUUGAGCAAUUCAUCAACGAAGAUCUACACAGGGUGUUUGAUAUUGAUUCGCUUGUGACGUCACAUCCUAUAUAUGUACCUGUUUCACAUCCAGAUGAAAUUAAUGAGAUUUUCGACGGAAUUUCGUAUUCAAAAGGUGGAUCGGUGAUACGAAUGAUGAGAUUUUUCUUGGGAGAAGAGACAUUCAAAAAGGGACUACAGUUGUACAUAGACAAUCGGAAAUAUCAGAAUGCUUUCCAUGAUGAUCUAUGGUUGGCUCUUGAGAGGCAAGCAAACAACGAAGGCAAACACUUGAAAGUAGUUGAUAUUAUGAAUACAUGGAUAUUGCAAAUGAAUUAUCCAGUUGUUACUAUAUCCAAAGCUGAUAGUGGUAACAUAAUAAUCACACAAGAGCGCUUUUUGAAAAACAAGGAUGCGAGAGACCCGAAAAAAUACACAUCUCCGUACGGGUACCAGUGGAUGAUUCCAUUUACAUUUACAACGAGUGCCUCUGCUGAUUUUAACGUGACUGACGCCGAUGUUCAUUGGCUCAACAACAAAACAAUGCAAUUGAACAGCGAAUACCCAACAACCGGUUGGAUUCUUGGCAACAUCCAGCAGUAUGGUGUGUACCGUGUGAAUUACGACGAGAAUAAUUGGAAUGAGUUGAUAAAGCAACUGAAAGACAACCACACGGCUAUAAGCACAAUAAACAGAGCUCAAAUUAUCAACGACGCUUUCGGAUUUGCGGCAGCAAAACAGUUGCCAAUGAGUAUAGCCUUGAAGACAUUGGAGUACCUUAACACAGAAGAGGAGUAUGUGCCCUGGGUUGCUGCAGGAGAUGAGCUCGGUUUCAUUGACUCAAUGUUGAAGGAUACUGAGCUGUACGGGCCAUUUAAGAGAUUUAUGCGUGAAAAGGUUGAUACCCAGUUCAAAAGAAUCGGAAUGAACAAUACUGGCGCAUCACAUCUAGAGUCAUAUCUUCGGUCUGAAAUUUCUGCGCAUGCGUGCACCUAUGGCAACCAGAAAUGCAUUGUCGAAGCUUUGGAGCUGUUUAGACAGUACAUGGCCAAUGAAGGUGUCAACCCGAUCGAUCCGGGCCUCAAGUCCACAGUAUACUGUACGGCCCUGAGAGAGGGUGGAGAGGAGGAGUGGAAUUUUGCUUUCAAACUGUACAUGACAGCUACGGUGCAAGCCGAGAAAUCCCGCCUUCUGACGUCACUCUCCUGCACAAGAGAACCGUGGAUUCUUAACAAAAUGUUGACCCUGGCACUUGAUGAAAGUGUUGUCAGAAAACAAGAUGCCUACAAGGUGUUCAUCUACGUUGGUAGAAACACUGUAGGUCGUGGACUGGCUUGGGAUUUUUUUAGAGGAAGGUGGAAUGACAUUUACGAAACGUACGGCACAGGUUCAUUCUCUUUAAGUGAUAUCAUAUCCGGUGUGACGGCAUCAUUCAACACAGAGUUCCACCUUCAACAGCUGAGAGAUUUCGAAAAAGCUCAUUCGAAUAUGGGUUCUGGGACCAGAGCCUUUUCGCAGACCAUCGAGAAUACAUUGACAAAUAUCAGAUGGAUGAACGAAAAUUACAACAUUGUUGAUACAUGGCUGGGAAAAUAUAAAAACUGACUUUUGACAUAAUAUUUUGUUAUGUAUAAUUGUGUAUAUAUUAUCAUGAUGUGUGUUGGAUGCAUGUUUUUAUAUGUUAUAAAAAUAUAUUUGCCUUUAAUCGCCGAAAGUAUCAAUUCGAAGAGUGACACAUGCACGGUAUAUACGACUAAACUAACAUUUGUUGAACAACUGCUGUAUUCAAAUAGCUUUAAAUUCUAUUCACUUUAAUAUAACAUUUUAUACGGAUCUUAAAUAUUCUGUUAUUGAUAUUGUAUUAUCAGAAGCUAUUGCUCAAUCAUUGUUCGAUGGAAAAAUCAUCUUGUCAAAACGUUCAUUCCAAGAAAAAAUACGUCAAAAACGACGUCGAGAAUGUCACAUAGUAACAUGCAUUAUUAAACAAACAUGAACAUGACUACAAAGUAGGUAACUAUUAACGUUUUGUAACUUUUACGCUGUCUUGGAACGGGUUUCUGGUUAAGCUCCUGUAACUAUGUAACAGUGUGUUUGAAAUUAACUAAAUACCCUUGUAUUAGUAUCGCUCUACGACAUUUCUGCAAAACGGAUUGUCCGUAUGAGAACAUGCUAGCAGCAAGCUUGUUUAAUUACAGUAGUUUAUGAAUUCGACUCAACAAGGUUGAAUAAUAAUCAUAUAUGUGUGAAUAUAAGCCAAUCAUUUGACACCUGUACAAAUCGUUUGUAGAAUUUAUUUUACAGGUAUUUUAAAGUUUGCGUUACGCGUUUUGUAC